UAAAUAUAUCAACAAUGGCCAUCUGCACAAGCGACUGCAGAAUGUGAAUUGCGGCAUUUAUCAUGCUUCUGUGUCUGGCAUUGAUUUGGUUUGGUUUGGCGGGAAAUGCUGAGGGAUCCACGUGCCCGCCUUUCUGUAGAUGUCUUUGGAGGUCAAGUAAGAUUACUGUGGAAUGUAUAGAACUUGGUCUGGAACAUCUUCCUGUAGAAGUGGAUGCAGCUACUCAGGUUCUAAACCUCACUGGGAAUAAUAUUACUACACUCAAGAACAAGGAGUUCCAGCUUGCCGGGCUGGUCAACCUUCAGAGGGUCACCCUAGCGGCAGCAAACCUCACUAAUAUAGAAGAGAAAGCAUUUCUAGGUUUGCUGAACCUAGUAGAGUUGGAUUUAUCUUUUAACAGAUUAACUUCAGUUCCCAGUUCAACAUUCUCCUUUACUCUCACCCUAGUUAGUUUAAGCCUAGCUAACAAUCCUAUCAGGAGUAUAAUAGCAAACCAAUUCCAGCCUCUGCGUGGUUUGCUGAAACUAGAUUUAUCUUACUGCAGAAUUGACAAUAUUGAAGAGGAAGCAUUCUCUGGUCUCCAAAACCUAGAGAGGUUGUCCAUGCACGGAAACGUACUGCAUGUGUUGCCUGGUGUACUGCCUGGAAGCCUUCAUGGGGUGACUCUCCAUGAGAACCCAUGGAACUGUGAUUGCAAACUUAGAACCCUGAAACAUUGGUUGGACUCUAGUAAUGUACCCCGUCAGGUGGAGCCAACAUGCUCCACUCCGUCCCGUCUUCUUGGAUUCCGUGUUGGAACCCUCAGCAAUCCUGAGUUUGCAUGCGCUCCAAUUGUUAAACCUGGGUCAAGCUUCCUCACAAUAGAGGAGGGAGAGGAUGUUACCCUGAUAUGUCAUGUUGAUGCUGAUCCUGCUGCAGAUAUCUACUGGACCUUCAACGGAAGAAAGGUCGAGGAGAACGUCUUUAAGUUCUCCACCAAGCAACUGUAUGAAGGUUCUCAAGGAUAUCGAAGUGAGCUACGAAUUACAAACAUCAGUUCUACAGAGAACGGUUCCUUUAGUUGCUCUGCCCGAAACAAGGCUGGGGUAUCCAUGUCCAACUUUACACUUUCCGUGUCCCAUGGAGAUAUAUCAGGGGCUAUGGAGCUGAAACUUGAACACUUUGUAGUGGUCAGCAUCUGUGUUAUUAUUGUGCUCCUUCUGUUGGUGAUAGCUGUAACACUCCUUCUAAUACAUCUUUGCCGGAAAUAUGGAGAGAAACCUAGAGAUCCACGACCACCAACUCAUAUGCCCAAGUACAUCCAGAUGGGGACUGGUAAGCUAACUGCAAGUCCUUCCAAUACAAGCUACCUCGCCACCCCAGAUAUUCUAACAGAGAUCUCAAACUUUCAGCUUACCCCUGACUCUAGCUGUAUUAGUAUGGAUACUGUUUCCACCCCGGCAUAUAGCGAGCAUACGGAUGUAUCCAUUAUAAUGCAGGACUACGGAAACAUAGAUAAAGGAAACCCAAUCAUAGGAGGAGUGAGUAGGAACCCUGGUAUAGAAGAGAGGAAGUAUUUAGGUUGGGUCGGAGGAAACCAAUCUAUCUCAAGACACUUUUAUGGAACACAAAGGAGAGAAAAGAAGGAGGAAAGAAGAGAGGAGAGAAGAGACGGAGAAGUAAGAUUGCAUCCACGGAAUCAAGACCAGGAAGACCGUAGGGAGAACAGGACUGUGUCCUCGGAGUCAAUAAACAACUACUUACAGAACAUGUUCAGUGCCAGUUCCCAGGAACUGUACCCGGACCCAGUGAGAUCUGUCAGUAACAUAGAUUCUACAUGGUCACACUCAACUCUAGACUCUACCUGGGCCAGGAAUAAUCCUUAUCUUCACACCUCUCGUCCUUACAUUGUUCCCCUUACUCGUCCCGUUAGAUCGGACGAACAGUAUCCAGUUCCGUCCUUAGAGUUCCAGUCCCCACAUUAUCCAGAUCGUCUUUCGUCCUCAAGAUUGUCAGACCCCCUGUACGAAUCCAUCAGCAGUGUUCGAUUUGCCAAAGAAAAUAUCCAGGACGGAGUAGGAAGGUAUUCUAGGGACGGAAAAACUAUCCAGGACGGAGUAGGAAUUAUUCUCAGGAACGGAGAAACUACGCAGGCCGGAGUAGGACGGUUUCCUAGGGACGGAAUAACUAUCCAGGACGGAGCAGGAAGGUUCUCCGAUGGUAAGGAAAACAUAGUGAUACGAACCGAAGAUUCAGUUCAAGAUAUUCUAAGAAAACUCUCAGGUGAGGAGACUGUAGUGCUCACAGAACAACCCAGAGACAGUUCUACUCCGAAUCCAGAUCAAACCCGUGCAACUGCUCAGGGUUAUAAAGAGUGGGUGAAGGACCCAAGAAAUAUAGAAGGAAGGAGCCAUCUGGAAAAGAAAGGUCAAAACAAAGAGAGAGAAGUGAAGAAUGAAAGUGGGAAGGAUAAGGGAAAGGACGGAGAAGAAAAUGAUGGAGAGAGAAGGGUUUACUCCUGGGAUGACAGGUUUGAUUCUCCGGAUAUCAGUAAGGAACUAGAGACAGCUUUCUUCAACCUAGAUGCUGGAGAAACAGAAAUAUAAAACUUAUCCUUUUAUAUGAAUAAUUGUCGCAAUCUUGAAGAAUUUCGAUUUGAAAUACAAACAAUAAAUUAA
Messenger RNA from Eurytemora carolleeae, 2657 nucleotides. RefSeq lists its product as uncharacterized. The record is from RefSeq and is a predicted model, not a curated record. The coding region runs from base 63 to 2585 and encodes 840 amino acids. NCBI's taxonomy places the organism in Eukaryota, Metazoa, Arthropoda, Copepoda, Calanoida, Temoridae. The transcript is spliced from 15 exons. Gene Ontology annotation, molecular function: protein binding.